Molecule: messenger RNA, 399 nt
Organism: Aspergillus nidulans FGSC A4
Lineage: Eukaryota; Fungi; Ascomycota; Eurotiomycetes; Eurotiales; Aspergillaceae
Exons: 4
Coding region: 1-399 (132 amino acids)
Source: RefSeq, a predicted model, not a curated record
AUGUCUAGGUUGCUGUGGAUGGCUUCAGAUAUCCAGACACAAAACGAGGAUGCUUGCUUGGGAAUACAUCAACUGUUGCCGUCGACGCAGUGCCGAGCGUCUCUGUCGAGAGUCUAUUUUCCGGUUUUCAAAAAGCGCGAGAACCUUACGGCCCAUUAUCAAGGGGCGGAAGCAAUCUCCAUAUUGGGGAGACUGAGAGAGGCCAAUAUUCAGAAGCUUGACGGUGACAAUAAUGGCUCAGCCAUUCCAACAGGUGCAGUUAUGACUAAGUUGUUGACACUUUCAAGUUACGGGCUCGAUAUCGUCCUCUUCCAACUAGAACCGCGCCAGCAUCAAAGCAGGAUAUCGACAGAUUGCGGUGUACGGUUAAUCAAUGGCAAGGUAGCCAAGUCCGUAUAA